Arachis ipaensis is the source of this 4538-nucleotide messenger RNA. Its product is annotated as SNF2 domain-containing protein CLASSY 4-like. Gene Ontology annotation, molecular function: ATP binding. Gene Ontology annotation, biological process: gene silencing by siRNA-directed DNA methylation. NCBI's taxonomy places the organism in Eukaryota, Viridiplantae, Streptophyta, Magnoliopsida, Fabales, Fabaceae. The record is from RefSeq and is a predicted model, not a curated record.
GUCAAGUUUACGCUGACUCUGACUUACCAGGUUACCAUAUUUGGAACACCCAUUACAACCCGAUUUGCUUUCUCUUCUUUGGCGCCUUUUACAUUAACACACAGUAGACAACCAAGGCAAAAACUUCAUAGCUUUGCUAUUGCCUCUGUCUUCUGCCACCUACUCUCUCUUUUUUUUUCUUUCUUUUUUUUAUUCUCUCCAUUACCACGUUCCUUCCUCCCUAAGCUGUUCUAUUUCUGAAAAUAAAAAGAAAACGUUUUUCGGCAGAAGGUGAAACGGAGCAGGAAGAAGGAAGAAAAAUUAACGGAAAAAAAGGCUUUCUUUUUCGUUCAGCCAUGGUGAUCGUUAAUGGUGUUGCUAGCAGAACAAGAAGCAAGAAGAAAGAGAGGUCUUUGAAUCCGUCACCGUGUAUUGGAUCAGGAUCCCGAACAUUGUCUUCGUCGUCAUCAAAGUCCAGCGAGAGAAAGAAGGGGAAAAGAAAGGCUGAAGUUGAUGUUGAGGUUGUGGAAUUUGACUAUGAGGCUUUCCAUGAACGAUGGAUGAUGGAACCUCAGCAACCUCUUGAGAUGCCUCCGCCAAGAGACGUGAUUGAACUCAGCGAUGAUAGUGAUGAUAAUGCAGCUGCUGAGGGGUUGCAGAAGCUUCAUCGUGGGUAUGUUAAUGAAGAGAAGAAGGAAGAAGUUCAAGAAAGAAACGUGUUUCCUAUUGAUGGUGCUGGAACUUCUGCCAACGAUCCUAUAAUCGUUGGUUUGAGUGAUAGUAGUAGUAGUGAUGAAGGAAGUGAGGGCGGUGGAAGAAGUUUGGACUGGGAUUUUGGAUUAUCAAGUGAGUCAGAGGACACUGAUAACAGUGAUGACGAAGAUUUCAGAGUGGAGGAUGAGGGAGAAGGUUCAGCUUCAGCAUCAGCUUCAGCAUCAACUUCAGCUUCAAGCAGUGAUGAUAGUGGUUCAAGUUCCUUUGAUGAUGAGGAUGAAGAGGAGGAAAAGGAGAAGAGGAGAUGUAAGAGGAGGAAGAAGGAGAAGAAGAGAAGAGAGCCAACUUUUGAGUCUCAUAGCAAUAAAGUUUUGCGCUGCGACGAGGUGAUUGUGGAAACUGAAUGCUCUGGAAUUUGCAAGAAGAAUGGUGAGAAUAAGAAUAAUUCAUCCUCAACCGAGAAUAAUGUGUUUGAUCAUCAGCCAGAGAAAAUGCUACCAAAGGAUGCAGAUUGUGCUAGUGUUCUCUUUGGAGAACGCAAUACGGAGGGUUGUUCUUCAGAAAAGAAUGAAGAUAAGGAAAAGAAUGUAGCCAAGAAACCGGUGGAGGUUUGUUCUUCAAAAAAGAAUGAAGAUAAGGAAGAGAAUGUAGCUAAGAAACCAGUGGAGGGUUGUUCUUCAAAAAAGAAUGCAGAUUGUGCUAGUGUUCUCUUUGGAGAUCGCAAUACGGAGGGUUGUUCUUCAGAAAAGAAUGAAGAUAAGGAAGCCAAGAAACCAGCGGAGGGUUGUUCUUCAAAAAAGAAUGAAGAUAAGGAAAAGAAUGUAGCUAAGAAACCAGUGGAGGGUUGUUCUUCAAAAAAUAAUGAAGAUAAGGAAAAGAAUGUGGCUAAGAAACCAGUGGAGGGUUGUUCUUCAAAGAAGAACGAAGACAAAGGAAAGAAGGUGGCAAAGAAACCAAUGCCGGCGGGGAAUAGAGCACGGAAGAGAGUGGAAAGAACAGGAGAAAAUGUUGGUGCUGAUAUUGAAGCCUCUUCCCAAAAGCGUUCGCGUCCAUCCACACCUGAGGAGAAUGAUUCAGAAAAGGAUGAAAAGAAACCGGUAAAACAGAAGGGUCGUGAAAGUGUGUCUGAUUUUGUGGCAAAGGACAAAGGGGACUCGCCAAUGAUCGAUGAAAGAGUGCCGAUGAAUGAUGAAAGAAUGGAGAGUGCAGAGGAAGAGAGGGAGAACAAGAAGGAAGGAGAGGCUGAAGGGAAGCAUAAGGCCGGGGCGGUUUGCGAAAGUAGUUACAAAGAGAGGGAGCAACAUAGAGUGACAACAAAUCCAUCUAGGCCAAAGGAGGCACCGUUGAUUGAACUUCUUGCUGAAUGCUUUCGGAUUAAGCAUAAUCCAGAUAAUGUUCAUAAGCAAGAUACAAUCUCAAAGGAACCAGCUCUCGAUGUUCAGAGAAAAUUUUUUUUUGGAAAGAAAGUGCCAAUUGAAAAAACUGAAUCCGAGAAGGAGAGGGAUAUGUUGUGGGAAGAAAUGGAUUCUUUGCUCAGACUAGGUGAAGUUGACUCCUUGGUUGGCUGUGUUGAGACUGUCGAAACGCAACAGAACACAGAGGCUCCGGCAACCAAUUGUAAGCACAAGUUUGUCCAUGAUGAAGAGACUGGAAUAUAUUGCAUACUCUGCCAUUGGAUGAUCAUAGACAUAAAAGGCAUGCCGGUACCCUUUGUGAGUGAGUAUCCAAGAGAAGGAUCAAGAAAGAAGCUGCUAUCUGAUGGGCCUAAUGGCUUAUGCUUUGAUGAUGCUCCAUUCGGUGUCCGAGAAGGUGGUUACUGUAACAAGGAAGGCACAGUUUGGGACCUGAUUCCAGCAGAUACUAAGCAAAACCUGUAUGCUCAUCAGCUUGAAGGUUUUGAAUUCCUUUGGAAAAACUUGGCAGGAACCAUGGAGCUUCCUAAAUUGAAGAGUUGUGACUCGAACAGCACGGGUGGAUGCAUCAUUUCUCAUGCUCCAGGGACUGGAAAGACGCGGCUGACCAUCGUGUUCCUUCAGACAUACUUGAAAGUGUUUCCAGAUUGCCAUCCCAUGAUUAUUGCUCCUGCUAGCUUACUGCUAACUUGGGAAGAUGAGUUCAGAAAGUGGGACAAUGAGAUUCCGUUCCAUAAUUUGAGCAAUCAAGACACAUCAGGAAAAGAGCACCGAGCUGCAUGGAGCAAAGUUGGAGGGUCUGCUCCAAGCCAGGAAGAUAUCCGGAUGGUGAAGCUGUAUUCUUGGUUCAAAGAACCAAGUAUUCUUGGAAUCAGCUACAGUCUAUUUCAGAGGCUUACCGGCUUGAAGCGUGAUAAAAGCUUGAAGGAGAAUGCUGCCAGAGGGGUCAUGGGAAAAAUCCUUCUUGAAGUUCCUGGAUUGUUGGUAUUGGAUGAAGGACACACGCCACGAAAUCAGAGUAGUCAGAUUUGGAAGGUUCUUUCUGAGAUUCAAACUCACAAGAGAAUCAUCCUUUCCGGGACUCCUUUCCAGAACAAUUUUCUGGAGCUUUACAAUACAAUCUGCGUGGUCAGACCGUCCUUUCCGGAUACCAUACCUCCUGAGCUUAAAAAGUUCUGCCAAAGAAGAUUGAUGCAAGAGAAGAAAGAAUCUAAAGGUCUCAGUUGGGAACCAGUUUCUUCAGUCAGAACUGAGAAUCUAAAUGAUGAGAACAUCAAGCAGUUGAAGCAGCUGAUGGAUCCAUUUGUGCAUGUUCACAAAGGCAGUAUUCUUCAGAAGAAUCUUCCUGGCUUGAAAGACUGCGUGGUGACUUUAAUGCCAGGUGAUUUGCAGAAAACACUUCUUGAGGGCAUUGAAGGACAUCCAAAUACAUUGCCUUUUGAUAGCAAGUCGGCCUUGGUGUCUGUCCAUCCAUCCCUUUUCCUUUGCUGCACUCUUUCACCUAAGGAAAGAGCUCUUGUUGACAUGGAACAGUUGAAAGACCUCAAACUGAAUCCAACUGUUGGUGUCAAAACAAGAUUUUUGGUGGAGUUUGUAAGGAUCUGUGAUGCAAUGAACGAGAAAGUGCUUGUGUUCAGCCAGUUCCUUGAUCCUUUGACUUUAAUCAUGGAGCAAUUAAAGUCAAUUUUCAAUUGGACUGAGAAAAAAGAAGUUUUCUACAUGAGUGGAAAGCUGGAUAAGAACCAAAGGCAGUUACUCAUUCAUUCCUUCAAUGAUCCAAACAGCCAAGCAAAGAUCUUGCUUGCAUCCACAAAAGCUUGCUGUGAAGGAAUCAGUCUGGUUGGUGCUUCCAGGGUGGUGCUGCUGGAUGUGGUUUGGAACCCCUCGGUCGAAAGGCAAGCUAUCAGCCGUGCUUAUAGGCUGGGGCAAAAGAAGGUGGUCUACACUUACCAUCUCAUAACACAUGGGACCACCGAGUAUACAAAAUACUGCCAUCAGGCCAAGAAGGACCGGUUGUCUGAACUAGUCUUUUCAGCAAAGAACACUGAACAGGAUGAGCCCAAGAGUUCUGCCGUGGAAUUCGAGGAUGAAAUUCUCGAUAACAUGGUGCGCCAUGGGAAACUGAGGGACUUGUUUGGUGACUGUGUGGUGCAGCCAAAGGACUCUGAUUUGAUUGAUAAUUUGGAUCCUAAAAUUUCCUGAAAUUCAAGCUUAAGUUGAGAGUUUCCAGUACUGAAGAGUGCAGCCAUUGUGAACAAGUUGUCACGGAGGAAUAGGUACAGCCGAGCAGCAAUGCAAGAUCAAGUGAUCAAGUGAAAGUUGGAUACAGAACCUGAUUUUGAGUACAGUAAUUUCAGUUGUCUAUAAUACUUGCUAACUUAACUAUAUCAUUUGUGUAUAGCAGUGUUAACUCCUAAAGGUGUAAUACAAAAG